Messenger RNA from Equus caballus (horse), 4630 nucleotides. The record is from RefSeq and is a predicted model, not a curated record. NCBI's taxonomy places the organism in Eukaryota, Metazoa, Chordata, Mammalia, Perissodactyla, Equidae.
UGUGAUCCGUCCCCUCUCUUCCCCCAAGCUCCCAGCCAGUGCCAAUCCUUUACCGCCUGUGAACCAGGUGUCUAGGGCCCACACGGGUCCCUUUCCCUGGAGUAGGCCACCGGGCUCCAUCACAGGAGCGAGCAUGGCGAGGCCGCAGGCAUUGCUUCUCAUCUGCUCCCUUCUGCCUGGGCUCCUGCUCUCAGAGGCAGGCAAAAUCCUGACUCUGUCCUUGGUGGGUGGAAGCCAUCAUCUACUAAUGGAUCGAGUGUCUCAGAUUCUUCAAGAUCAUGGUCAUAAUGUCACUGUGCUUCUUCAGAGAGCAAAUUUAUUGCUAGCAGGUUUUAAAGAGGAAGAAAAAUCAUAUCAAGCUAUCACUUGGCUUCCACCUGAAGAUUAUAACAAAGAAUUUAAGAAAUAUUUUGAUUUCUUUCUGAAAGAAGCUUUGGCUGGCAGAGACACAUUUGAAAACUUUUUAAAGUAUAUGGAACUACAGGGACUUCAGUGCAGUCAUUUGCUAAAGAGAAAUGAUAUCAUGGACUCUUUAGAGAAUGAGAACUUUGACCUGUUAUUUGUUGACGCAUUUGACUUGUGUUCUCCCCUGGUUGCUGAGAAGCUUGGGAAGCCAUUUGUGUCUGUUCUUCCCACCACGUUUGGCUAUAUGGACUUUGGACUACCAAGCCCCCUCUCUUAUGUGCCAGUAUUCAAUUCCUUGCUAUCCGACCGCAUGGGCUUCUGGGACCGAGUGAAGAACUUCUUGAUGUUUUUUGAUUUCUCUGUGAAGCAAUGGCAAACCCACUCUACAUUUGACAACAUCAUCAAGGAGCAUUUUCCUGAAGGCUCUAGGCCAGUUUUGUCUCAUCUUCUAAAGAAAGCAGAGUUGUGGUUUGUUAACACUGACUUUGCCUUUGAUUUUGCUCAGCCUCUGCUUCCCAACACUGUGUAUGUUGGAGGCUUAAUGGCCAAACCUGUUAAAGCAGUACCACAGGAAUUUGAGAAUUUCAUUGCCAAGUUUGGAGACUCUGGUUUUGUGCUUGUGGCCCUGGGCUCCUUGAUCAGCAAUUAUUCAUCCCAUGAGCUUCUCAAAGAAAUGAACAGUGCCUUUGCUCAUCUCCCUCAAGGGGUCAUAUGGAGGUGUAAGCCUUCUCAUUGGCCCAAAGACAUCAGUUUGGCAGCAAAUGUGAAAAUUGUGGACUGGCUUCCUCAGAGUGACCUUCUGGCUCACCCUCGCAUCCGUCUCUUUGUCACCCAUGGUGGGCUAAAUAGCAUCAUGGAGGCCAUCCAACAUGGUGUGCCCAUGGUGGGGAUUCCUCUCUUUGGAGACCAGCCUGAAAACCUGUUCCGAAUAGAAGCCAAAAAGUUUGGUGUUUCUAUCCAGGUAAAGCAGAUCAAGGCUGAAACACUGGCUCUGAAGAUGAAGCAAGUCAUAGAAGACAAGAGGUACAAAUCUACAGCAGUGGCUGCUAGCAUCAUCAGGCGCUCUCACCCCCUGACCCCCAGCCAGAGGCUGGUGGGCUGGACAAACCACAUCCUCCAGACAGGAGGUGCUGCACACCUCAAGCCAUAUUCCUUCCAGCAGUCGUGGUAUCAACAAUAUCUACUUGACGUCUUCUUGUUCCUGCUGGUGGUCACCCUGGGCACCAUGUGGCUCUGUGGGAAGCUGCUGGGCAUGGUGGCCAGGUGGCUGUGUGGGGCCAGGAAGCUGAAGAAGGCCUGAUGCCAAGUGUAGCCUGGGGUGGCAGUAUUUGGGGGGGGGUCACCGUUUCUUGGGAACCUCCCACCCUUUCUUGGGUUCUGGCAAGCUCUGUUCUCCACAUCGUAUCCACUUGCUAAUUGUGCUGCAAAUUCCUGCUCGCUGUUUUCUUCCUGUGAUCAGAUUUCUUUACUCAGCACUUGUGGCCUUCUUUAUUAGUGAGUCAGCCAAGGCUAGUCUGUGAUUCUGUCUCUGGGGCAUUUGGACCCAGUGGCCCUCAGACUUUAAGCCUUGAAGCCCUUCCUUAUCACGCCCCUCUUCCAGGCACUGAGCCUGAACCACUCUAGCCUCCAAGGCCAGUAUCUUCUGAGCCUCUUUCCCUCUCACCUGCCCCCACUACUUGUUAUGGAAUAACAGCUAAGACAGGCGCUUUCCUAAUUCUUUUAUUGUCUAUUGGCUUCUCCUCUAAACUCUCAUCAAAGCACAGGAAGCCUGUCCUGCGCAUGUGCCUUUAGGACGGAACCACCCUUGCAGGACCACCUUGGCUUCUGUCUUGGUUCCUGCACAAAGCUCCUUCUUUGCUGAUCAGGCAUGGAGCCUGCAGGUUGGUCAUGGGCUGAAGUGGCCUUGUUCUCUGUUUCACAGUGCUGAGCUGUCUUUAAAUUUUCCCAUUAAAAAAGUAAAGUCAUGAGAAAGAAGGUCAUUUGUCUUUAAACUAAGUCUUUUUUUGUGCUCCUUGAUAAGUGAGUCUUUCUAUAUGUGACAUACUCUUGGGAAUUGCAUCCACUUGAUAGUAACUGAAACCAGAAAAAGUGGCUGAAAUGCUUAGGGUUUUCUUUCAUCUUGUUUUUCUCAUGUAAAAGAGAUCUGGAGGUAGGCAGGCAGUCCAGGGCUGGAGUUGUAGCUCCAUGAUGUACUCAACAGUGCCCAUGUCUUGUUUGGUUGAUCUGCCUUCCUCUGCAGGGGUGUUUCAUCCUCAAGGUUGCCCUGGACUUUCAAGAAUGUCUUUUUGUAUCCAGCCAGCACCUGGAAAUUUGGGCAAGACAUGGGAAAAUUGGGAAAAGUGAAUUAAUCAGGUCCUUGCCAGCUGAGUCAGCCCUCAUUAAAGAGAUUUCCCAGACACUCCAGCCACCCAAAGACUCCACUUAUGUCUCGUUCACCAGACCUGAGUCCCGUGACCACUCCUAGCUGUACAAAAAUUCUAAGAAAUGUUCCCCAUCUCCAGCUGCUGGGGAGACACGUUAGAAACAUAAACAAAAGGCAAUGAAUAAUGAGAGGAAACUAGAGCCUUGGCCACAUGUGGAGGGCAGGCAGGGAGGGUCUGGAUUGGAUGUUUUGUUCCACCUGUGACCCUGUGACCUCAGGGAGAGUCUUACACCAACUGUAACUACCAUAGGUGGAAACUAGACCUUUUGGGGUGGUGAACAUGCAUAAUAGGAAGAGCAGUCCUUUACCAUGCUGAAGUAUGUUAUGUUUUCUGAGUUCUCUAAUUUUGUUUCUGCCAUUUAACUGGGUGGAUGUGUCUAAUCAGCCCACCCCAAAGAAGCAGGUACCAGCAGGAGGAACCACAGAUGGAGAGGGAGCCAACGUGCAAAUUGAGAUGAGAGCAAGAAAACCUGCUGCCCCCUCCAACCAAGGCACGUGGCCUGGGCAGUGGAGAUGGACUGGUUUUAGCUCCCACUGGUCCCUCUUGAGGGCAUCUUUUUGCAAUGAAUAACCUGCCCUACCACACGGUCAUCCCAGCUGGUGGACCCUCCCACCCAGGCUGAUUCCAUGCCCAUGCAUGCAGAGGGUGGUUUGAUUAGCUGGGGGAUUCUCUUGGGAUAUUUUGUUUAGGUGCACAUUUUGUCCCUAAGACCUAGGGAGGCUCCUUUGUCCAUGCCAGCCUUUAAAUUAGUUAAUCAUUUAUUUUUUAUAAGUCUUCAAGUGAAAUAUUCACAACUUUAGACACACAUAUGUCCAGAGUGGAUUUUCGAAAUUUUGUUCAAAUCAUCCCAAGAUAACAAUAAAUAAUAAUGAGAUAAUGCUUGUACUAGUGAUUCAGUCCUCGGGCUUUUUUUUUUUUUUCCACUAAUUAAAAAUCCACAAUGAAUUUUGGGAGAUCCUCUUGUGUUUUGGCAAAUGCAAAGAAGAGAAGCUUCCACAAACAAGGGCAGUGGACACCUCCAGGUGACAGGGACCCUCCCUUGUCUGUAGAUGAGAUUCUUGAAAGGGAUGGCACCCAGUGACCACUCUUCCUUUCUCAUUUUGAUUGAGCGGUUAGCUUCUUCUGUAUUCUACAGUGAUUUUACAAAUAAAGAAGCCUGCGAAUAUGACAGAAUAGAGUGCCCGAUGUCAAGACCAAAUAAUAGUUUAUUUCAUUUCACUCCUUCCCCUUGUUAUAAUUUCUGUCAGGGAAUUUUAUUGAGUUAGGCUUUUCAUUCCAUAUUCCUUUAGUGACCAUUUAUGAACUUCAUAUUGUCUCGGAUGAAAGAUACUGUCAUUGGGAAAUCAAUUACCCACCAGUUACAGAAAGCCUCAGCAGAGGGGCUUAAGUCAGUGGGCUCCAGCCUGGGCUGUCUGUGCCUUAAUGUGUACGUGAAGACCUUUCCCAAGCUGCAUGGCACAGAGCGUCUGGAGGCGAUAAAUCUUCACCUGUGUGUACUCUAGUUUCCUAACACUGGUCUGCCUAACAAUCUGCUGUGUUUGGGUGGUAGAGUUCUCUUUCCUGCCACACUUUUCACAAUUUCCUAACCCUUAUUUUACAAAAGAAAUGCAUGUCUUUCACCCCUCCCUAUUCUCACUAUGUUGCAUUGCCCCAGGAUGGAAAAACAGGGGUACCAAAUGGACAGUUAGAAAUGUAAUGACUGAGCAAGAGCCCUUUGUUAUUAAAGUGAUUUCCAAUUCUUCAUUUUUAAGAAAAUUCAAGAAUAAAUUGUGAUUUUUCAGCUGUUAGUCCAUUAAAAAUAA